AUGUCUGACGAGGAACAGGAUCACUGCUUUGUUCCAGUGAGAAGAAUCGUCAACGAAAACGACCUCAAACUAUUUCAUGAAGGAAGAACGUACAAGCUGAUUGAUGACUUUAUAUCUGAACUGAACGAAAGCGUUCAAGGAUGUAGUAACUCAAAGCCCGUCCAGGAGACGGAAUCAAUUCAACACAUUCUUCGUAUACUUGAUCGCAUUGCCGAGAUUGAAAAGGAAAACCCUCCCAUCGAUAACUCCGGAUCCAGAUUCGGUAACCCUGCCUUUCGUUCUUUUUACGACGCAGUCGUUAAGGAAGCCACCGACUUCCACAAAGCAUUUGGUCUUCGUGAAAAUGCUGCUAGUGAGGCUGCUCGGUAUCUCAUUGAAAGCUGGGGCAAUCGUACUCGAAUUGACUAUGGUAGUGGCCACGAGCUUAAUUUCAUUUGUUGGCUUUUAUGUCUUCGACGCUUGGGGGUAUGGGACAAGGAGUCUAAUGAAGCCAUUGUCCUCCGAGUGUUUGUAAAGUACAUGAAACUAAUGCGUUUACUACAAGUCAAUUACUGGCAGGAGCCGGCUGGUUCGCAUGGAGUCUGGGGUUUGGAUGACUACCAUUUUCUGCCGUUUUUGUUUGGCUCGAAUCAACUCUCAACCCAUAAGUACAUGCGACCGAGACACAUUCGAGAUCCCGAUGUGCUAGAAAUGUACGGCGAUGAUUACUUGUAUCUUGGCUGUAUUCGCUUUAUCAAUGCUACCAAACCUGGCGCGUCCCUUCGUUGGCAUUCUCCCAUGCUGGACGAUAUUUCCGCAGUGAAAACGUGGAAAAAGGUAAACGAAGGCAUGAUAAAAAUGUACCGAGCUGAGGUCUUGGCUAAACUCCCAAUUAUGCAGCACUUUAUGUUUGGGUACCUGUUGCCUGCUGAGCCUGGCAUGACACCCGCACCGCAAGAUGGUUCCGAUGCGGACGAGAUGCACGUCCAUUCUACGUAUGGCGAUUGUUGUGGUAUCAAGGUUCCCAGCGCAAUCGCUGCAGCAGCAUCUCAGGGCCGGCGCCUUCCCUUUGACUAA
Messenger RNA from Schizosaccharomyces japonicus yFS275, 1056 nucleotides. Its product is annotated as phosphotyrosyl phosphatase activator. Bases 1 to 1056 code for a protein of 351 amino acids. Gene Ontology annotation, molecular function: peptidyl-prolyl cis-trans isomerase activity; phosphatase activator activity. Gene Ontology annotation, cellular component: cytoplasm. The record is from RefSeq and is a predicted model, not a curated record. The transcript has a single exon. NCBI's taxonomy places the organism in Eukaryota, Fungi, Ascomycota, Schizosaccharomycetes, Schizosaccharomycetales, Schizosaccharomycetaceae.